Didymodactylos carnosus is the source of this 1073-nucleotide messenger RNA. The record is from the annotation of a GenBank genome assembly. Lineage: Eukaryota; Metazoa; Rotifera; Eurotatoria; Philodinida; Philodinidae.
AUGAAUCCAGUAAUGAACGACGAAGCAUUAGCUCAUUUAGAAUUUAUGACAAACUGUUUACCACCAUUGAAAUCAUUUAACGUAGAAUCAAUGAGAGAACGAAUGGAACUGACUGCUGAAAAAACGAAUAAAAAAUUAUCAAAUACAUUUAAUGGAACAGAAAAAGAAACAUUUAUUCCAAUACCAUCACGUGAAAUUGAAUAUCGUCUCUCACCCGAAUACAAAUAUCCAGUAUGGUUAGAUGAUUGUUUGGAAGUAACAAAAUAUAUUUUAAAAUAUAAAACAUGGUUUGAUUUUGAUGGUCAAUCAUCUAGUCACAAACAAUUUAUUGAUAGUCAAUACCUCAUAACACCAGAACUGAGAAAAUGGUUUCAUAAAAAUGCUUUUCGAGAUGAGAAUGACAUACGAGAUUCACGUGUUUCAUUAUUAUUACAAUCGUCAUUUAACAAUUUACCUCCAUGUUUAUUUAUUGUAGCUGAAUUAGAUGCAGUACGUGAUGAUAGUUACGAAUAUCAAAAACUAUUAGACAAAGCUGGUGUUAAAACUCAACUUGUUCUUAUCCAAGGUGUUUUACAUUCAUUUUUUAAUUUGCCAGGUAUUCCAUUUACUCUAUUUUACUCUGAAUCAAUACCGCAUAUUCUUUCUGGUAUUUCAAAGGAAUAUAUUCAAGAUCUUGUCAACAAGUUAUAGACGCAACUCAUCAAUUUAUGAACUCUGUUUAAAUAGCUCAAAUACAAAGUGUUCCAAAUUCUAGAACACCCUGUAAGUUUACCGAAAAAUGUUUCCUCUCUUUAAUGAAGAGAUACUAUUAUUUAGCCUGCUAUUGGUACAUUUACUUAGCCUGACCUGUCGAGUCCUUUCCCUUUGUUUCUUAUUAUCUGAGAAGAAAAUCAAGAGAAAUGAAAAACGACUGUGACCUAAUUCGAGGGGGGGGGGGGGGGGGGGGGGGCGCCGGGAAAAAUUUUGUUGUGGGGGUGGGGGGGGGGGGGGGGGGGGGGGGGGAGGGAAGAAGUAAAAGAGUGAGAAGAGAAGUAGAUAAAAGAGAAAAAAAGAAAAAGAUUGUAUGUGGUUGG